AUGGCCGAGUCCCCGAGCCGCUCCGGCAGCCUCCGGGUCCGCCGAACCCGGGGCGGGCCGUCGAGAAACUCGUCCGCUCGCUCCUCGGCCGCAUGGGAGGACUACUCCUACCUCCACCCGGCCAACUUCCAACAACAACUGCACCACAGCCUGCGCUCCGCCUCUUCGCGCUUCUCCCUCAACGAGCAGUUCGCCGCCACCCGACAAGAGUACGAGUUCGGCGACGACGACGCCUCGUCCAUCAUCGACCGCAUGACCCUCGCCUCCGACCUCGCCGACGACAGCACCGUCGCUGCGAACACCCACGCCCCCGACCCCGACGCCCCCGACGGCGCCGAGGGGGACUACUACGACCUGAUGUGCCUGCCCAAGGACCCGUCCCUGACCCCCGACCAGAUCCGGAGGGCCUACCACCGCUUGCUGCUGUACCUGCACAAGGACGGCUUGCCCGAGAACCUGCACCUCGUCGCCCAGCCCUACUUCGACCAGGUCCAGAGGGGUUUCGAGACCCUGAUCGACCCCCACCGACGAGCGCUGUACGAUGCGACCCAGCUGAGAGACACGACCGGUGCGCCCGGCGCCCCUCUCGACGAGGACUACCGAUACGCAUACGACCUGUCGCUGAAGGAGCAGCUGAGGCAGCGGGCGGCCGACGUCGUGCAGACGUCGUCCGAUCUGGGCAUCCGCUUCGACGCCUCCAAGGCCAUCCGCGAGAGCUCUGCCGUUGCACCCUUGGAUUUCACCCUGAGCCACUCCGUGACAGUAGGCCUUCCGGUGCUCGGCCGGAUCAUCGAGAGGACAGCCUCGGCAACGAGCCGACGCGCCGCCUCCUCGUCGAAGCGUGUGCCGUCCAUUGCGCUCAACGAGCUCGACCAGGCCAACGCCGACCACCACCCGCGGGAGCCCAUGGUAUACCUGCCCCCGCCCCAGCUGACCCUGACCGGCUCGGUCUACGGCAUCGUCGAGGAGAUAUACAGGGUUCCUCUGCCGCUGCUGGCCGACCGCUACCAACCUCUGCUGCCCCUGACCAUACCCCGGAAGCGCAUCAUGCAGCUCGCGGGGCAGCGCCCGUGUCCUCUCAUCAGUCUCAAAUUCCGACAGGACAUCGUCCACAGGACGGCCGAAGAUGGCAUCGCCAAGACGGCGGUCGAGGUCGAGAGCGAAGUCCUCCCGGAGUCGUCGCUGACGGCCAGGGUGUCGCACCCGAUCCAUCUGCCCGAUGACCCGAACCCGAUCCUGCUGGAGGGCAGCGUGCGGUCCGGAAGGCCGUGGGCCGGGGCGCCUCCCCGCGUCGGGGUCGGGAUCCACCGCUGGAUGGGUGCCGGGACCGCGUACGCGAUGGCGGACAGCGGCGACUGGAGCGUCUGGCCCGGCGAGACGAUCAAGUUGUUCACCGACUUCUCCCAGGUGAGCAAGAGCCAGCUGCUCGCCGAGUUCCCCAUGAAGACGUCCGCAAGCUUCGAGAUGGGCUACACGACGUCGCCGGAGCGGAUGCCGUCUACGGGCCACGAAGACUCGCCCAGGGGAGAGUGCGGCAUCCGCGGGCUCGACUGCGAGAACGGCGCCGGCAGCGACGGCUCGUGGACGGUCUCGGCCUCUCUGACGGCGGACACGGUUGCCGGCUACCUCAGGUACGGCCGCGACCUGCCGCUGCCGGGCCCCGGUCCCGCCCGGCUCGAACUGGAGCUGUGCUCCAACACGCUCCUGGACCGGUACGUCGCCGUCCGGAACCUCUGGACCGUCGGCCGGUUCUCCAAGCUCGGCCUCGAGCUCGGCGUCAGCCCGCACAGCAUGCACCUCUCCCUGUACUGGUCCCGCCUCGACCAGCGCCUCAGCAUCCCCGUCCUGCUCUCGCCGCGCGACGCCGUCCACAGCCCGUCGCUCUUGUUCUACGCGAGCGUGGCGCCCCUCGUCGCCUUCGCGGGCGUGAUGCACGCUCGUAAAUCCAAAAUGAUUUGUUGGCGUCAGUACGAUGUAAUACUUUCCUUUACUUUGACUAAUGUCGGUUGA
Molecule: messenger RNA, 2010 nt
Organism: Colletotrichum graminicola M1.001
Lineage: Eukaryota; Fungi; Ascomycota; Sordariomycetes; Glomerellales; Glomerellaceae
Product: DnaJ domain-containing protein
Exons: 1
Coding region: 1-2010 (669 amino acids)
Biological process (GO): cristae formation
Source: RefSeq, a predicted model, not a curated record